AUGAUCGUGAGAGCGCGCGCCUGCCUUAUGCGCUUCUCUGCAGUGGCCAAACCUGAGCUGGACCACACCUCCAGCCAUCAAUCAGGAGGGGGACCCGACCCCGUUUACGUCAGCAUCAGCGAACUGGCAAACGCGCCCCGCUUCGCCCGCCGCGCCAGUGAGGCCGCAAACAGCUCCGCCUUCCCAUGUAGCCAGUGGUAA
This is a messenger RNA of Colletotrichum higginsianum IMI 349063, 201 nucleotides long. RefSeq lists its product as uncharacterized. The transcript has 3 exons. The coding region runs from base 1 to 201 and encodes 66 amino acids. NCBI's taxonomy places the organism in Eukaryota, Fungi, Ascomycota, Sordariomycetes, Glomerellales, Glomerellaceae. The record is from RefSeq and is a predicted model, not a curated record.